UGAGUGGAAGAAGCAAAGGAAAAUAAAAAUAAAAAAAUCAAUGGAGAAGAGAAUUAAUGGGAAGAUGAAGAGUGUGGCUUCGGUUCCGGCAAAUUACGUAUCCAUUCUUGAGCUUCAGGAGCGUUGGAUGAAGGAGAAAGAGCGAAAUCAGAAGGAGAAAGACUUAGUUGAGAGAGGAGUGAAGCUGAAGCAGCAGGUUAAUGGACAACGAAGGAGAGAAGAUAUAAUGAAGGUAGUAGUAGUACAAGAGGCCAUGGAACCAAGAGUGAAUCUCGAGGGAAAGUGUUUAGGCGGAGGCUUUCCUAAGAACCAACGGAAAAAGAAACCAAAAUGCGUCGAGAAAGAGCAACUUGAGGAUGGAAGAGAUCCGAGGGAGAGAAAGAAGAUAUGGUCUAAGAAGGAGACUAAGAAUCAUGUGGAGGAAUCGAAGGUGGACAUCUCGAGGGAGAAGAAUAAUCCGGUGAAAGAAGAGUUAUCCAAGGGAGAUAAUGCUGCUGCUAGUCAUUUAAUUUCUGUAGAAACUCAAUUUCAGGAUCUGAGAGUGGAAGAGGAAGGAAGAGAAACUGAGGGACCUGUGAGAUUGAACAGCGGACAAGGCUAUUAUCGAAACCGGAAACAUUAUUGGUCGUCUACACUUGUUCCUAUGGUCUGGGUUAAGAAGGGUUAGAACGAUGGAGCUCAGUUCAGGUGUCCCUCAAAAGGAAAAGGAAAUGUGACUUGGAAUCAUGGUCUUAUAAACUUUCCCAAAAGCAUUAGGUCUAUGUCUAGGGUUUGAUUCCUGCUCCUUAGGAGAAGCAGUGUUGUCGUGUGUAUGUAAUUAUGUAUAAUAAUCAUAAAUCUUGGAGCACCAUCACAU
Molecule: messenger RNA, 856 nt
Organism: Eutrema salsugineum
Lineage: Eukaryota; Viridiplantae; Streptophyta; Magnoliopsida; Brassicales; Brassicaceae
Exons: 1
Coding region: 41-667 (208 amino acids)
Source: RefSeq, a predicted model, not a curated record